AUUUUAUAAAACAAUCAUAAAGAACAAGCGAAGUUUUGAGCGAGUACAGAGAUGGCGACCGCCGUUCGAAUUGCGGUCCUACGCCACAUCCGCAUACCGGUGCAAGCUCUUGAGGGAUUCCGGCCGGCCUCGGCGUCAUGGAAUCUCUUCCGUGGCCAGACCCGAUCCCUUUCCUCCCAUGGCGACGAGCAUCUCGAACGGGAGGAGGUCGUUGAGCGCGUCCUCGCCGUUGUCAAGAGCUUCCCCAAGCUCGAUCCCUCGAAGGUAGCCGCAGAUUCUCACUUUCAGAAGGAUCUGGGUCUGGAUAGCCUCGACGGCGUCGAGAUAGUGAUGGCGCUUGAGGAGGAGUUCAAACUUGAGAUUCCCGACAAGGAGGCCGAUAAGAUUGACUCCUGCAGUGUCGCGAUUGAGGAAUUCAAAAACAUGAGAGGAGGUUGAUUACUGCUGCCAUUGGAUCAAUCUUUCGACUGUUUUCAUUCAUGUUUCAUUAUGAACACUCCUGUUUCAUUAUGACAGCUCACCAAUUCCUGAAUUCUGAAAUCAUGUUUUACUUUGUUUUCAAUUAAAACUGUUUUAGGAGUAUUCCUUGUCAUUGUUAUUUUCUGACGUCUAUUUAUAUGUAGUGAUUUUGAAUAAAUUUGAAUGAUUAUUAUUUUCUUCUCUCCUCUUCCAUUCUCGGUUUAUUCAUUUGAGUUGAAGCAAACCUUGUAAUUUAUCAAAACUCUAGCAAAGUUAGUAGAAUUCAGUAAAUUCUUUGUAAAAUUAUUAAACUUUGGUACCCAAGUAUAUUUACUGACAUUGAUGCAACCCUAUCAAACUUAAUACGAUUAUUGUGGUUCAAGACAACUUCAAAAAAUGAACUACAAUUUGAUACAACCCUGAUUAAUAUACUGGAUUUAAGAAUAUUAGAGUUUUGAAGUGUCCUUUCUUAUAAAAAGUU
Messenger RNA from Dendrobium catenatum, 940 nucleotides. RefSeq names its product acyl carrier protein 1, mitochondrial. Gene Ontology annotation, biological process: fatty acid biosynthetic process. The record is from RefSeq and is a predicted model, not a curated record. The transcript has 3 exons. Gene Ontology annotation, cellular component: mitochondrion. Lineage: Eukaryota; Viridiplantae; Streptophyta; Magnoliopsida; Asparagales; Orchidaceae. Bases 52 to 438 code for a protein of 128 amino acids. Gene Ontology annotation, molecular function: acyl binding; acyl carrier activity.